Messenger RNA from Oncorhynchus keta (chum salmon), 6235 nucleotides. RefSeq names its product netrin-G2-like. The coding region runs from base 1435 to 3744 and encodes 769 amino acids. The transcript has 11 exons. Lineage: Eukaryota; Metazoa; Chordata; Actinopteri; Salmoniformes; Salmonidae. The record is from RefSeq and is a predicted model, not a curated record.
UAUGUCCCGAAUCUAAACCGCCAUCUAUCCAACACGUCCUAAAACGCGCAAACAACUCUGGUUUAUCUGCUGCUAGCGAUUUCCUGAUCCAACUAUCGGACCGCUCGGACGCACAGGAUGAAUCGGUGACAGAGAGCAGAACGAUACGACAUGGGCUAUAGCUCCACUUCCCCGCAGGUCCUUUAAGCAGCGCGUGCUGAUCGGCCUGUGGGACGGUUCAGUUUGGUGCAUGUCGGCCCACGCGAGAAAGCGUCGAGAGCGAAGUUGCGCCGCCCGCCCCGGAGGUUAGCAGAUAAAAGCCCUGAAAGUGAUUGGAAGUGAUGGUGAAAAGGAUUUAGCCCAGGCAUUAAGAGAGAGAGAGAAGGGUUUGUGAGUACAUAAGAGGGGGAGAGGGGUGAGUGAGUACACAAGAGAGAGAGAGAGAGAGGGACAGGGAGUAGACGAGAGAGAUUUUCCACCAAGAUUUUUUUUUCUGCCCUUGAGCAUCCCGGGUAAACCCGAGCUUGUAAAGUGGGAGGAGAAGAAACGGGCACCAGCCCUUCCUCAAAGUCAAUAUUUUCACUUUUGAUUCUCCUUCAAGCUGGAAAUCACGCUCUUUUUCCCCAACCGCCCGUUUCCAGAUCUUGGACACCGUUCUACUCUGUGCAGCCUUCCGCGGUGUAGUAAAAAAGUUACCCGCUGGAGAAGACCAACAAGGAGACCAGACCAGAUAACAGGAGUGGAGUACAGUAGCCUACACCUCGACAGGAGCCCGAUAGUGUAGAUGGUGCCGUGCAAGGCUCGCGGCAGAGAGGCGGUCGUAUAAAGGGACAGAGAAGCUCUCCCGGAUCAGAUGAAUGUUCUAAGACAAUCACUGAGGCAAGGCUCCGGGCUGCGACAUCACGACCUGAUGGCUGUAUCUAAAGACGUAGUCCACUCUCCCUUAUCAUCCCUAGCGGGCAGCUCUCACCUCUCCCAGGCGAAAAGGACCUCUGAAGUAUGGAUUUGUUCUGCUGAUUCUCCAACCACCACCCCCACCACCGCAAACGCAGCACUGGACGCCACUAUGGUUGAAGUAGAUGUGAAGUUUCUCUGACUUUCGACGCCCCCUGCUCUAUUAUUUGUCACUUCUCCAUAUCCGACAUCGAAACACAAGUGUAAUUUCCUAAAGGAGCUGUGAUUAUUUGUAGGCCCACGUUUGUUGAACGGCUGUAAAUUGACUUAGCCAACUCGAACACUUUUAUUUCUCUUGCGUUUUGUAUUUUUUCCAUCAUCCCCCAAACGUCCCCUUAAGCUCAGGUGAGCGUGCAGACGCAUCUUGGUGACAACGAAGUUACUUACUGUGUCCGUAUGAUCCUCAGUCGAGUUCCAUGCUCUUCGCCUCAACUCUGACUACUGUGGCCCCCCUCGCCCUUUUCCGCCAGACCCCACUCGUCCUCGGACCACUCUCGUGCCAUGCUCCGCCAGGCCGUGUUGCUCCUCCUGCACUGCUUUGCCUCCUUGACGCUGGGCCAGUACGACCUGUGCAAGUCCCUGGUGAGCACGGACGAUGGCGCAGUGUGGGAGCAGUAUGCAUGCCAGCCCAAGGCCCAGUCCAUGAAGGACUACAUGCGGGUGAAGGUGGACCCGCCCGGCAUCACCUGUGGCAACCCGCCCGAGAGAUUCUGCACUCUGGAGAACCCGUACCUGUGCAGUGACGAGUGUGACGCCUCCAACCCGGACCUGGCCCACCCUCCUCAGCUGAUGCAGGACCGCGAGCACACCGGCCGCAUCACCUACUGGCAGACAGUCACAUGGGCCCGUUAUCCAGAACCCCUCUUGGCCAACAUCUCCCUAGCCUGGAACAAGAGCCUGGAGCUGACGGACGACAUCGCCAUUACCUUUGAGUACGGCCGCCCCACCUUAAUGGUGCUGGACAAGUCCAUGGACCACGGCCGCACCUGGCAGCCCUACCAGUUCUACGCUGACGAUUGUCUCGAGUCCUUUAACAUGGCACCUAAGCGUGUCUCCGACCUAUCGCCUGCAAAUAUUACCCUUGUCAUCUGCACCGAGCAGUUCUCACGCUGGGUGGGAUCGAAGAACGAUAAGAACGUAAAGUUCGAGGUCCGGGAGCGUUUCGCAGUGUUCGCUGGGCCGAGGUUGCUCAACAUGGACAGCUUGUACACCCGUAUGGAGAGUAUGAAGGGCCUGAGGGAAUUCUUUACCUUCACUAACCUCAGGCUGAGGCUGCUCAGACCGGCCCUGGGGGGAACCUACAUGCAGAGGGACAACCUGCUCAAGUACUUUUACGCCAUCUCCAACAUCGAGGUGCCCGCAAGGUGUAAGUGUAACCUGCAUUCAUCGCUGUGCCUGCUGCAAGAGGGGAACCUUCAGUGUCAGUGUGAACACAACACCACGGGACAGGACUGUCAGCGCUGCAAGAAGGGCUUCAAGGCCAAGUCUUGGAAAGCUGGCUCCUACCUGCCCACACCCAACGGAUCUCCCAACACCUGUGCAAUCGCUGGUGCCCCCACAGGCGGUGGUUCUAAACUGUCAGAAACUUUGCCUUUGACCACCACAACCACUACUUCAGCCCCCACUACAACCUCCAUAAGUGAAAGUGAACCUGAAACUACAACCGUAUUCCCCACUACCACACCAGAACCAGACCUGACCACAACCGCUACUCAAGAAGCUUCUGCUGCUACUACUACUCAGGAAGAGCCCAUCCUUUCAACCGAGGCCCCAACCGACACCACCACCACUCCCCCAACAGAGCCUCCUGUUACGGACCCUGAGCCUCCCCUCAUUUCCACCAUCACCCCCACCGAUUCCCCUCCACCACCUCCACUUAUAGAGGAAAAACGUACAACUUCCAUCUACAUUACCACAGAGGCCACGCCCCCUACAACCACCCCUCAGUCUAUAACAGAGGAGUCCACACCCCCUCCACCAAUCAUGGAGGAGCUCACGUCACCGUUCCUGACCGAGAGCACUGCCCCUGUCACAACACCGCCCCCAACGGAGCUGCCUAAGCCAAUGGUCGUAGAGAGUGAAGAAGGUUGCAAUGUUUUUUGUACAGAUGCUAAUAGUGAAGUGGCAGAAGAUGCAGGAGAGACUGAGAUUCCCUCUGAAAAAGAGAGUGAGGAAGAAGAGAUGAAGGAGAAAGAGAGGGAGAAAGAGACUGAAGAAGUCACCUCCAAACCUGCUGAAGCAGAGGACAAUGCGAAGAGUGAUACUCCCUCUAAGAUAGGACUAAAGAAAGGGGGAGUGGAGGAGAAAGAGGGAGUGGAGGAGAAAGAGGGAGUGGAGGAGAAAGAGGGAAUGGAGAAGAAAGAGGAAAAGACUGAAGAAGUCACCCAAAAGCCUGAAUCAGUGGACUCUGGGAAAAGAGAAAAGCCCUCUGGCAAAGAUGAGCGGAUGGUGGAGAAAAAGGAAAAGAAAGAGAUGACAACAGAGAAGGAGAGAAAUAAAGUUCCCCCCCAACCUGAGGCAGAGGGCCCUGGAGAGAGUGAGAGCCCCUCUGAGGGACUCACAGGUCCCCCCCAACCUGAGGCAGAGGGCCCUGGAGAGAGUGAGAGCCCCUCUGAGGGACUCACAGUUCCCCCCCAACCUGAGGCAGAGGGCCCUGGAGAGAGUGAGAGCCCCUCUGAGGGACUCACAGGUCCCCCCCAACCUGAGGCAGAGAGCCCUGGAGAGAGUGAGAGACCCUCUGAGGGAGAAGGAAAGGAGGAGAUUGAGGCAGAAGGUAUCUGUCAUGGUGUAGGAUUUGAAAGACUGCAUUAGUUAGUAGUUUUAUAACUCAUUGUGCUCCUUUGAAAUAGACUGGAUCAAUUAGGUACACUAGUAAUAUAAAUGAAUGAACAGACGGGAGGAUGAACAAACAAAAUAACAAAUCAAGGAAUGAUGUGAUCCUUUGGUGCUCGCAGCCCCUCCAAUGGCUGAAGUGGAGGGGACGGGUGGCACACAGGAGACCGGGAAACCCUCUGAGAAAAAGGAGGGGAGGGAGGAGGACACAGGAAAAAAGACUGAAGGUAUCUUCUGUGGAUGAGCUGUACAUGUAUAGAGCUAGUGUGUAGUGCUAGUGAGUGUAUAGUCGAAGCCUGUCGAAGUUGGAGCUUGAAAAUAGGAGCAGUCAGACAGUACUAAUCAACCUGUAGAGAAAUAGAUCUCCAAUCUCUCAUUCUUCCUCUGUGGUGAUCCAGAGGAAGUUCGCGAAUCACCUGAGUGGGGAAGCUUGGGUCAGGAGACCUUGGAGCCCCCUGAGAGAGGAGAAGAAGAGAAGAAGAAGUGGGAGGAGGAAGAGAGUGAAGAGGAGAGAGAGUAUGCAAAGAAGAAAGGUAGAACGUAUGCUAGUGUGUAGUGUACACACCCUAUAGGUUAGGAUCCGGUAGAUUCCAUCUCUCCCAAGUAGGGUGACCACAUGUCCCGGAUUGUCCGGUACAGUCCCACAUUUGGCCCUUAGUUCCACAACCAAACAAUCACGCAUUUUAUCAACAAAUUCAAACACCGCUAAUUUAGAAAACAGCUAGAUUUGUCCUGUAUUUCAGUCAGACAUUCCAACCUGUCUCUUGCAGUCAUGUUGCACGAAAGAAAAAAUACUUAAAACACUUCUCCAAUCGUUGCUGAGAUCUGACAUCGGCGAGACAAAGACAUCAGACUACAUUCCAGCUAAACUUAGAUAGGACAGUUGCCUAACUACUUUAUUCAUGCUUCUGACAGCGAACUACUAAUGUAAGUAAAUAGCCUUAUUAGACUGAAAGAUAUAAGGUGAUUUCGUCAAACUUAUGAGGCUCUCUCUCCAUGCUCAUUGCUCAUUCACCAUAUUUGCUGCUACUUCACUCAAUCCCGUUUUAAAAGUCUCCCUUCCUAACUGUUUUACAUCCCCCGAGACCAACCAGAAAUGUUUCCUUGGCCAAAACUAUUCCCAGAUUUUCAUAAAAACAGCCACACACGGUCUCUCGUUUCUGCAAAAGAGUAGGCUAAUUAGCUCAUUUUGGUGCAGUAGGGAUGUAUUGCUGCCGGAUCCUGUGAUUGUUUAGUAAAGUUAGAUCAAAGCUGAGUCCAUGUCUUCGACGAUCACAUAAUGAUUCAUUAGUAUUAUACAUAACAUAACCAAAUAUAAUAGCAUAUUAUAAUGUUACUGAUGCACCAAAAACACCACGUUGGUCAUUUCUGAAUAGUCCCAAAAAUAUUCUCAUGCUUUCAAAACUCAACAGCGGCCGCCACUAAAUCAAAUGUAUUUAUAAAGCACUUUUUACAUCAGCAGAUGUCACUAAGUGCUUAACCAGAAACCCAGCCUAAAACUGCAAACAGCAAGCAAUGCAGGUGUAGAAGCACGGUGGCUAGGAAAAACUCCCUAGACAGGCAAGAACCUAGGAAGAGACCUAGCGAUUAUAAGAGUACAUGGCCAUUAAGGCCAGAUUGUUCUUCAAGAAAUUCAAACGUUCAUAGAUGACCAGCAGGGUCAAAUAAUAAUCACAGUGGUUGUAGAGGGUGCAACAGGUCAGCACCUCAGGAGUAAAUAUCAGUUGCCUUUCAUGCCAAGCGUUCAGUGGUUGAGACAGCAGGGGGGAGAGAGAGAGAGAGAGGGUUUGAAAGCAGAAGGUCUGGGACAAGGUAGCACUAGGCAGCAUUUUCUUUGAUUGAAACUAAAUACAAGAAGGUUAUAUAGUUUGUUAACACCAUCUUCUCUAAUUUGCUCACGAAAAAGUAAUUGAAGAGCUAAAUGCAUGUUCCCAUGAAACCGAUUCAGAUCCAAUGAUUGUCAUGCAGAUGCAGUUUUGACGUUUCACUGGUAAAAGGUGAAGAAUGCUGCCAACAUUUUGUGUUCAUGUAGGCUACACUGUCCCACAACAUAAUUCUGUUGUCCCGCAUUUGGGUAUUUUAAAUGUGGUCACCUUACUCCCAAGCCAUGUCCUUACUAUAUCUAGAUGAUGACCAACCCAUAGAGAUAAAACUAGCUGUACCCAAGUAAGAUUGGCGACAAACUGUUCCAUUCCCAGGACAUUGGGGCUCUACAACAUCAGCCUCUCUAUAAUUAUAUCUCUAUGGAACAACUUCUCAAAAAUAUGCAGCUGCAAUAGGUAGCCCAUAGGCUACAUUGUUGCGCUCUAGCAUGGGCUGUUUGCAUGUUGUGCUGGGUUGCAGAUUCAGGUUGGAUCCAGGAAACCCUUCUAAAACAAUGAUUCCUUCAUCUCCUGAAGGGAUUCUCAAGCUCUUGAUCUCAGGAGGAGAGCCCCAGGCCAGACAGUUGUAUGGGAUCAUAUAUGAUGAU